Pelagomonas calceolata is the source of this 1364-nucleotide messenger RNA. The record is from the annotation of a GenBank genome assembly. Lineage: Eukaryota; Pelagophyceae; Pelagomonadales; Pelagomonadaceae.
AGAGCGGCUCUCGCUCGAGUGUGCAACGGUCAACAAGCUCAUAGGAUUGCGUAUAAGGUAUUUUGCCUGGUGCACGCAUCGAUUCGCAUCGAUUCGCGCAUCAAUUCGCAUUUAUAGCGACUCCUGAUUGGUGCUGCCCACUACCAGCCAAGCGGUGCGCAACGAUGCGUGCGACGCUGCUCUACGCAUGCGGUGCCUCGGCACUGCUGACGCCGUUGCGACGGGCGCCGCCGGCGCGCCUUGCACGACCGCCGACCGCGCUCCGCGCCGUACCGGUGCAGAGCGAGUGGACGACCUGGGCUCUACUCGGCACGACGGGCGCGCUCGGCUUGUAUGCGGAGGAAAACUCGAAGCUCGGCGCGGCGCUCAGCUCGAACGUCGUGACGAUGGUGGCCGCGCUAGUACUGGCGAACCUCGGCGCGCUGCCUACCUCGUCGCCCGUCUACGGCACCGUCGUCAAGAAGCUCGUGCCGCUGGCCGUCGCGGCCUUGCUCUUCGACGCGGAUUUAGAUAGAGUGCGGCGGGAAGGGCGACGACUCCUCGCGCCGUUCGUCGUCGCCGCGCUGGGAACCAUCGCCGGCACCGUCGUCGCGUGGCGCCUCGUCCCGCUCCAGCGCGGCAUCCCGGCGCUGGCGGCGCGUGCGACGAUGGCGUCGGCCCUGACGGCGCGGCACAUCGGCGGCGCCGUGAACUACGUCUCCGUGGCGGAGUACGGCGGCGCGGCGCCGGAGCUCGUCGCCGCUGGCAUCGCCGCGGACAACGCCGUCGUGGCGCCCUAUUUUGUUGGAUUGUUCGCGGCGUCGGGACCGGCGAAGGGUGGUAACAAAGGCGGCGCGAAGCGCGCCGACCCCGCGAUCUCGGCGACGGACGCCGCCGCGGCCGUCGCGGCAGCGUUGAGCAUCGUCGCGCUGGCCGACGCCGCGGCGCCGGCGCACCUGCUGCUGCCGCUGACGACGGCGGUAGCGGUUGCGUUUGCCACGUUGGCGCCGUCUCUGGGCGCGCGGCUCGCGCCGGCGGGCCGCAUCGUCGGCGUCGUCGCGAUGCAGCUCUUCGUGGCGGCCAUUGGCGCGGCCGGGAGGGUGCGUGGCCUUGCCCGAAGCGGCGUGUGGCUCGCGGCGUUCUCGGCCGUCCAGCUUGCGGUCCACUUCUGCGUUCUGGGCGCCGCGAAGGCGUUCUUCGGGCUCCCGAUCCGCGAACUGGCCGUCGCCUCGAACGCCGCGGUCGGCGGGCCCACGACCGCGGCCGCGAUGGCUACGGCGAAGGGCUGGGACGACCUCGUCCUGCCGGCGCUCCUCGUCGGCAUCCUAGGCUACGCGACGGGGACGUUUGUCUCGAUCGGCCUCCUUUCGAUGUGGGUAAGGUAG